This is a messenger RNA of Manis javanica (Malayan pangolin), 1696 nucleotides long. The record is from RefSeq and is a predicted model, not a curated record. NCBI's taxonomy places the organism in Eukaryota, Metazoa, Chordata, Mammalia, Pholidota, Manidae.
CCGGCCGGAGCUCACUGUCUCCAAGAUGGCGGCCGUGUCAGUUUGGGGCAUCUCCGCGGUCCGCCCCGGGCCCCCGGGAUCCUGGCUCUCCUCCCCCCCGGCAUGAAAUGUACAUUUUUCUGCUGGGCAUGAGAUGUUCUUGAAUUCUUACAACUUUAUGAAGAGACCCAUGUAUGGUGCUAUUGCGAAAUUCAUUAGGAAGUUUGAAGACAUUUCAAAUAACAGGUUGUUUUGAUUUCUGAAGUGAAAGUGGGGAGGCAUUCUGUUUUAUGGAAGGAGGAAGGACUCGGGUCAGAAAACUUGUAUGCUAUGGUUAGCUGGUUUCCAGCUUCCGAGAAUGUUGUUUUCCAUGGUGUAAAACUUACUGAGCAUCAGGAUAAGGGAUAACGACUCUAUGGAUAUACAGAAUCCUUCACCAUGGUAAAACUCGCUAACCCGCUGUAUACUGAGUGGAUUUUGGAGGCCAUCAAAAAAGUGAAGAAGCAGAAACAACGUCCUUCAGAAGAAAGGAUAUGCAAUGCAGUGUCUUCAUCCCAUGGCUUGGAUCGUAAAACUGUUUUAGAACAAUUGGAAUUGAGUGUUAAAGAUGGAACAAUUUUAAAAGUCUCAAAUAAAGGACUCAAUUCCUAUAAAGAUCCUGAUAAUCCUGGACGAAUAGCACUUCCUAAACCUCGAAACCAUGGAAAAUUGGAUAAUAAACAAAAUGCAGAUUGGAAUAAACUGAUCAAGCGAGCAGUUGAAGGCUUGGCUGAGUCCAGUGGCUCAACUUUGAAAAGCAUUGAGCGUUUUUUGAAAGGUCAGAAGGAUGUGUCUGCAUUAUUCGGAGGCAGUGCAGCCUCUGGCUUUCACCAGCAGUUACGAUUGGCCAUUAAACGUGCCGUUGGCCACGGCAGACUCCUUAAAGAUGGACCUCUUUAUCGGCUCAACACUAAAGCAGCCAAUGUGGAUGGGAAAGAGAGUUGUGAGUCUCUUUCCUCUUUACCUCCAGUGUCACUUCUUCCACAUGAAAAGGAUAAGGUGAGAAUGAUAUAUGCCUCAGUGUUCAUAGAGCUAAUACAGAUGCUACAGAGUCACAUUUCUAGAAAAGUUAGGUAGAAGUUACAUCCAAGUUUUGUUUGGGGACUUUUGUGGAAUGACACCUCUGGUUUUUCAUUGGCAAGUUCUAGGUGUGACAACUCAGUUGAUGCUAAUUGUUCUGACACUUGAAAUAUUUUGACACCUAAGAGUCAAAGUGCUGAGUAUUGAUCUGCCAAAAAGCGUUUAUUUAGAUUUGAAUUGAAAGGUAGCAUACAACUUUAAAACUUAUAUAAAAUUACUUAACAUACCUAUUGCUCAAGUUGAUCAGCAGCCAAAUGCUGGAGAUUUUUUUCCAUUUUGUUGCAGAUUAUCAUUAGGAAUGGGACUGCUUCUCUGGACCCAUAGUAGUAGCUAUGCAAAUUUAGCAAUUCUUAAUUUCUGCUGCUUGUAUUCUGAUUUUCUGUCAUGUAUUAUUCUUUGUAUAUGAUCAGUUCUUGUUAUUUAUGACAGGUUUAAGCACAUGGGUCAGUAAUACAGUAUCCUAUAUUAGUAAAGUUCUGGGGAGUUGGUAAUUUUGAUACAUAGAUGGUAUACCUUACUGUGCUGUGUGUUUUUAUGCCAUUAUUUUGUGCAGUACUGAAAGUAUGUUGUUACAAUAAUUUUGGCCCUUAAAUAAAUA